Messenger RNA from Amaranthus tricolor (Joseph's coat), 3528 nucleotides. RefSeq names its product TPR repeat-containing protein ZIP4. Gene Ontology annotation, biological process: regulation of synaptonemal complex assembly; meiotic cell cycle. Gene Ontology annotation, molecular function: protein binding. The transcript has 5 exons. The record is from RefSeq and is a predicted model, not a curated record. NCBI's taxonomy places the organism in Eukaryota, Viridiplantae, Streptophyta, Magnoliopsida, Caryophyllales, Amaranthaceae. Bases 85 to 2889 code for a protein of 934 amino acids.
CCCUCGAAAACAUUUUAUUGGCCCACCUCUCCACAAAAUUCACAUUUCAUUUCCCGGCAACAAAAUCCACCAUACCAGAAAACAAUGAGAAUUGCAGAGAUUAACUCACCAGAUCUUCGUCAACAAGAUCCAAUUUCUCUCAUCAUUAAACAAAUCGAAUCAAUCGUCAAACAAUCCGAACUUCUCUCUCCCGAAAAUUCUCAUCCUCCAUUACCUUCAUCACUUUCUACUUAUCUUCGUCAAACCCUAACACAACUGAGUCAACUUGGUCAUCACUCGUUCUCUAACUCGGUGAAGCUUCAGUUAUGGAAGUUGAGUUACCGUCUAUGGAAUUCAUGCGUCGACCUUACAAAUGCAGGAUUAAAAGGACAUGUGGAGCUUCGUCAUUGUGCUGCGGAUAUGCUCGCAAUUGCUGGAGAUGUUUCUGGAGUUCCGUCUUCUGUGAUGAAAACGGCGUCGUUUUAUUAUAAAACUGGUUUGAUUUGGCAUGAUAUGAGGAAAUUUGAUUUAGCGAAUGAGUGUUAUGAGAAAGCUACUGAACUCGUUUCGAAAGUUGACAUUGAUUCGAUUUCUGACCUAGGAGAGAGAAAAUUGUUUCUUGAGAUUAAUGUGGCUAGGGCUAGAACUGCGUGGGAGGUUUCGGAGCGAAAUGUUUCGAUUACGCUGUUGAAUCGUUCGAAGAAGUUUUUAUUUGAAAUUGCGGAGAAUUUUAGGGUUCUUGCGGAACAAUAUUUGAUGUUUGGGAAAGCGACUUUGAUGAAGAGCGAAAAUUGCGAAGGAAAUGAAGCUUUGAAAUUGAUGAAUGAAGGAAUGGAGUUGUGUGAGAGAGGGCUAAAAGUGGUGAAGAAGACGGAUGAGACUCUGAGUUUGAAGAAUUUGAGAGAUAAAACGCUGCGUUUUAUUGCGGCAUUGCAUUUGCAAAGGAAGGAAUUUGAGAGUGUGAUUAAAUGUGUUAGGGUUUUGAGAGAUUAUAGUGGUGCGAAAAGUAGUGAUCAACAUCCCAGUUUGAGUGUUUUAGCAAUGAAAGCGUGGUUAGAGUUAGGAAGAUUUGGCGAGGCGGAGAAGGAGUUGAGGGAAAUGGUUAUGAAUAAGGAGGUUCCAGAGAGUGUAUGGGUUUCCGCAGUGGAGGCAUAUUUUAAGGCUGUUGGUGUGGCGGCUGCUGAGACGGUGAAGAGUGUUUUUCUAGGGUUGUUAGGGAGAUGUCAAGUUAGUGCUGGUGCUGCAGUUCGAAUAAUUUAUAGGGUGUUAGGGGAGGGUACUGGCGGAGAAGAGUCGAGGAUUAGAGAAAUUAUGGCGGAGGAAUUAGUUUGUGAUGAGAGGGUAGUGACACUUUUUCGUGGAGAUGGAGCUGCAAAAGAAAGAACGGCCUUACAUGCUGUCUUGUGGAAUUGUGCUGCAGCUCAUUUCAAGUCAAAAGACUAUGCAGUAAGUGCAGGGUUAUUUGAAAAAGCUAUGCUUUAUGUACCCAGUGGCACUGAGAAUAGAAUUCUUCAAGCAAAGGGUUACAGAGUUCUGUGUUUAUGCCACCUGGGUCUCUCCCAGCUUGAGCAAGCUAAAGAAUACAUCGAUGAGGCUGAGAAGCUUGAGCCAAACAUAUCCUGUGCAUUCCUGAAGUUCAAAAUAUACUUGCAAAAGGAGGAUCAUGCCGCUGCCAUUGCUCAGAUGAAAGCAAUGAUGAAUUGCACUGACUUCACUACAGAAUUCCUUUCUCUCUCAGCACAUGAAGCUGUUGCAAGUCGUGCUCUUCCAGUAGCGGUUGCCUCAUUAUUUGACCUCCUUAACUUUUACUCAUCAGGAAAAUCAAUGCCUGUUGCUGAAGUAGCUGUGUUCCGUACCAUUCUUGCUAUCCUUAUACAAGAAACUGGUCAUGAGCUUGAUGUCUUGAAAUGCAUGAAGAAAGCCCAAACUAGGCUAACUGAGCUAGGGCCUGAUAGUUUCUUUGGGAAAGGAGAGGUUGGAAGACGAGAACGAAACUGGAUUGCAACAAGUGCUUGGAAUGUAGGGAUACGAGCAGUUCGGGAAAAUAACUAUGAAUUAUGUGAAGAAUUUUUUUGUUUGGCAGCAAACUUUUAUGAUGUUAAGAUCAAUGGGGAAGUAGAAGGAAACAACGUGAUGGUUUGCAAAUCAAUCGUCCUGGCUGUUUCUGCUAUGGUAGCCACAGAGAAGAAAACAAACGCCAUAUUGUCUGAUUCGCUGUUAAAGAAAGCUAUAGAAAUGCUAAAUCGAUCUAUAAAGUUGGUAGAAGCGUCAUCCACCACAGAAAAUCUGGAAGACUGUCAAAACAGCAGCCUUGAUCCAGAUUUCAUGCUUGCACAUAUGUUAAAUGCAUAUGAACUAUAUGGAAGGAGUAAAGAUUUUGAAUCGCAACAGCUCCUAGUGAAGAACUACGUCAACUCAAAGGCAUGCAAUCCAAAGCAUCUACUUCACUUAGGUCUUGCUGCCUCACAAGGUCCACAUCUAAAUCCUGAGGUAGCAACACUUGUUCUGAACACGAGCCUUUCUGCUCUGCUUGCUUCACCUCUUCCAGACUACAACAAUGUCGCUUUAAUUAUAAGACGGUUAAUUACCAUAGCUGUGCUUUACAAGGGAGACGCGGAUGAUGAAGUGGUAUACAAUCUAUACAAACAGGCUUAUCGGAUAAUGGUGGGACUUAGAGAAGGGGAGUACCCAGUUGCCGAGGGGAAAUGGCUUGCUACCACCUCUUGGAAUAGGGCAGCAGUCCCUUCGAGGCUUGGACAGGUUGAUGGUGUAAGGAAAUGGACGAGUAUGGGGUUGAAACUUGCAAAGAAAGUACCAGGAAUGGAAACUUACAUGGCAUGUAUGGAAGACUACCUUGCUGGUUAUGAGAAGAAAAUUCUAGAGGAUCAAGAGAACAGGCGCAAGCUUUAACCAAUUUCAAUUACAAAUGACAGGAAGAUGAGUUGAGGUAAAUACUUUGUAAAGAAAGCAUAUAGUAAUGAGAAUACUUGAUGUUUUGAAUAUGGUUGCGUUAUUUUGUGAAUUAGAAAAAAUGACUGAAAAGGGGAGAAAGGGACAUUAAAGGAUAUUAUGGAUUUUAGCUUUUUCCAAUUGCAAUUGAACCAAAUAUGCAUAGAUAAGCAAGACAAGGGGAGGCGUCUCAUAGGGAGAAAGCGCGAUUGGCUUGAACUAGCCUUUAAAGAAUAGGGCUUCGAUCUCACCAAAAAUUUUCCUAUUGCCCUUAUUAGUCAUAGGAGGGAGAUUUGUGUAUAUAGAACCCUCUUUUGUGCAAGUAAAUUUGGCCAUAGUCUUUAUCGAUGUGCGUGUUGGAAUGUACUUCGGCUCUUUGAGUCCAUCAUGUGGUCAUUUUGGGGACAUUAGGGUUUCUUAAGGCAUGUGGUGACUCAAUGAGACUUUUAGUAUCGCCUUUUAAAUGUGUUUUCGAAAAUUUCUGUAAUGCCCAAGAAACUUGAAUAGUAGCCUAUGAAUGGAGUCAUUGAGACUUAUUCAGGUCACUAAUUACAAAUUCUUGUGAAAGACAGUCUCUUUGAGAGAUUAUCUCUAAUUGGA